This is a messenger RNA of Medicago truncatula (barrel medic), 615 nucleotides long. RefSeq lists its product as uncharacterized. Gene Ontology annotation, biological process: defense response to other organism. The coding region runs from base 1 to 615 and encodes 204 amino acids. The record is from RefSeq and is a predicted model, not a curated record. Lineage: Eukaryota; Viridiplantae; Streptophyta; Magnoliopsida; Fabales; Fabaceae. The transcript is spliced from 2 exons. Gene Ontology annotation, cellular component: plasma membrane.
AUGGCUCCACCUCCAGCUCCAGUACCAAAGGAUAGAUGCCUGCCAACUCCUAUGGGUUGUCUUUGCAUUCUUUUUAUCAUCGUCGUUGCUUUUGGCAUGCUUCUAUUUGCAGUUUACGACAACAGUUCACAUCCUAAGCUUCCAUAUUUUGGAGUGGAAUCAGCUUCUCUCAACUCACUUACUAUGAAUGGUUCUAGACUCAGUGGUGAAUGGAACAUUAACCUCACCUUUACAAACCCUAACAAUGGCUGGAAUGAAGCCUCUUACAACACUAUUUGUGUUAGUAUCCUUUACAACAAUGAGCAUAAUCCAAGUCUUCUUGCCUCCACUCAGUUGGCACCUUUCUCUAAAAAAGAUGAUGCUACGGUCUUAAAACAAGUCCAAUUUAAGAUGGAUCUACAUGAUGCAGAAAUUGAACGUAGUUUCUCUUGUGGAGCAGUUAACUUUGAGAUUGAGAUGUCCACUUCUGUCAGAUUCACGGGUGCUUUUGAUUUCCGUAAGGAUUAUUCUUUGAAAGUUCUUUGUAACCCUCUCACCAUUAAACUUUCUCCAGGAUCAUCAAAGUGGGCUUUAGCACAGGGUUUAACAUGUCAGACUACUACUACUUCUGGAUGA